This is a messenger RNA of Adineta steineri, 1011 nucleotides long. Lineage: Eukaryota; Metazoa; Rotifera; Eurotatoria; Adinetida; Adinetidae. The record is from the annotation of a GenBank genome assembly.
AUGGUUGCUAUUCGGGAUUUCAAUGGCGACGGAAUACUUGAUUUUGUCGUUGUCAAUGGUAAUGGAAAUACUGUAAGCGUACUCCUUGGAGUCGGGAAUGGGCGUUUCGGAUCGCAAACAACAUUCCCAACUGGUCUUAGCCCAUUCUCAAUCGCUGUCGGUGAUUUUAAUAGCGAUGAGCGGCUAGAUCUUGCCGUUGUCAACAAAGGUGACAACACCAUGAGUGUAUUAUUUGGAACUGGUAGUGGAAGUUUUGGACCGCAAAUAAUUUACGCCACUAAUCCCUCCCCAUUCUAUAUCGUUGUCGGAGACUUGAAUGGGGAUAGCCGAUUAGAUCUUGUUGUUGCGAACUACUAUUCGAGCAAUGUGGGUGUGUUUCUUGGGGUUGACAAUGGAAAUUUCGGACCACAAACAACAUAUCCCACUGUCGGUACUCCAACCUUCAUUGGUAUCGAUGAUUUCAAUGGUGAUGCUCAUUUAGAUCUUGCCAUUAUCAGCUACAACUGGGCCACAGUAAGUGUGCUACUUGGAACCGGUACUGGGGCUUUUCGAUUACAAACAACGUUUUCAACUAGUUUUGCGCCGUACAGCCUCGCUAUCGGUGAUCUUAAUGGCGAUGGUCGAGUAGAUCUUGUCCUCGGUAGCAUCAAACCCUUGCUGUACAGCGUGGGUGUAUUUUUUGGCAACGGUAAUGGAUCUUUUGGAUUACAAACUACGUUUUCUGGUGGGUCGACUUCUAGACCGGCAUGGAUCACUAUUAGCGAUUUCAAUGGUGAUGGUAUAACAGAUAUUGCAGUCUCCAACUAUCUCUCCUCAAUACCCAACGUUGGAGUGCUCCGUGGAACCGGUAAUGGAUCUCUUGUAUUACAAACCACAAUUGCAACUGGAUCUAGUUCUUCAUUGACUGGAAUUGCUGCCGCUGAUUUCAAUAACGAUGGCCGACUAGAUCUUGUUGUGUGCGAUAAUAGUGCAAAUAAACGUGUGAACAUUUUUCUCAAUACAUGUACAUGA